Diospyros lotus (date-plum) is the source of this 3043-nucleotide messenger RNA. Its product is annotated as probable E3 ubiquitin-protein ligase RHC1A. Gene Ontology annotation, cellular component: cytoplasm. The coding region runs from base 198 to 1130 and encodes 310 amino acids. Lineage: Eukaryota; Viridiplantae; Streptophyta; Magnoliopsida; Ericales; Ebenaceae. The transcript is spliced from 2 exons. Gene Ontology annotation, molecular function: ubiquitin protein ligase activity. Gene Ontology annotation, biological process: protein ubiquitination. The record is from RefSeq and is a predicted model, not a curated record.
AUCAAACAUGCAUUUUGAAAAGACAGGAAUCUCUGCAUGGAGCCCCAAAAGACAUUCCUUUCCUCUUACCUGUUCAUAAAUCUAAUCCUAUAUAAAAGCUUCCAUUGCCCAUCUCUUGGCCACAGCAACGAAUCAAUCAAGAAACGGAUAAACCCAUCUCAGUUCAAAAAUCCCAAAGUGAUUCCAAACCAAGAAUCAUGUCUUCCAUGUCUCGCCCUCGAGUUGUUGUCAAUGGAGUCCAGAGAACGAGAACUUACCAUUACUUUUGGUGCAGGCAAUGCCAAAGAACAGUUCGGACUGCUGCAAACGAGUAUGAAGCUGUAUGCCCUUGGUGCUUAGCCCGCCUCUGGCACGAGCUCGACGUGCCAAGGCCAAGUCCGCAGCCAUCUCCAGCUGCAGAGUUACUGGAUGCAUUGGCUCAGAUGCUGGACCAGCCAACAAUUCUGCAAGGUGCAAGCUCAGGGAGGAGAAUUCGGGGGCACCGGGAGAGUGAAAAUGAGCAGGCUCGCCAAGGCUGGAUAAUUCUCCAAGUUUUCCCGCCUGCUCGGCCACCAAGGCCUCUUUCCCCCCAUGAAAAUGUGGCUGCUCAGGGAAGAAAUCCUGGGGAGGCCUCCGAUGUUGAUGGAGUGCAAGAGAUGGUCGAGGAGCUGGCUCAGAGCGACCGGUCGGGGCCUCCUCCAGCCCCUGUUUCAGCCAUUGAAGCUAUGCCAACUCUGAAACUAACGCCGGCUCAUUUGGCUGAUGAUUCGCAAUGUCCUAUAUGCAAAGAAGAAUUCGCGGUUGGAGGGGAAGUAAGAAUGAUCCCCUGCAAGCAUUUCUACCACUCUGAUUGCAUCGUCCCAUGGCUGCGGAUCCACAAUUCUUGUCCAGUUUGCAGAUACGAGCUCAAAGCUUCCCCCAACAAUGGCGUUGAAGAAUCUGAAGAUUACGACAGUGAGGCUUUUGGCGGCGAUGGACGGGCGAGGAACCACUUGAAUUGGUGGACUCAGCUGCUUUCUCUGUGGCCUUUUCGUCUGCUAACAAACUGGAUGCGCCACCAUCACCAUGACUUUCUUUUCGAAGAUGAUGACCCAUCAGCUUCUCAAGGAGGCAGCCCCUGGUGCUGGUGGCCCUCCUGGUUCAUCCCGUAAGCCACUUCCAAUCUCACCUUUAACUGCUUAAACAGUAAGUGAUGCUGACGGCUUGUGCUCCAAGCAGGUAAGUAUUUCUUUCUGACAGUAUCUCAAGAGGCAAGAAAAGCAGCAUUUGCCUCUCUUUGUAGGCACGGUAAGAUAUAAUUAUAUCAUGAUAUUAUUGCUAAAUUAAUAUAAUAAUGGAAUAUUACAAUUGCAUCAAACAUGUUAUUUAGAUGAUAUUUAUAUUGAUUACACAUAUAAUAUAAUAUAUUAAUAUAAAAAUAUCAGGAUUAAUUACAUUAAUGAUUACUCAACUUUGCAUUCUGUUACUGUUUAGUCACUAAAAUUUGUAAUAGUCAAUAAUAUUUUAAAACUAUUAUUGUUUAGUGACUGAACUUUAAAAUGUUAUUUGCUAGUUAUUAAUAUUUCAAAAUCGUUUCUCACCCGUCAUUCUUUAGUCACUGAACUUUAAGUUCACGAGUGACGGAUGAUAAAUAAUUUUAAAAUAUUAGUGACUAACAAAUAAUAUUUUAAAGUUCAAUAACUAAGUAGUAAUAGAUUUGAAAUAUCAAUGACUAAUGAAUAACAUUUUAAAAUUCAGUUACCAAAUAGUAACAUAAUAUAAAAUUAAGUUAUUAUUAGUGUAAUUAACCCAAAAAUGUCACGAUAGAGUAUUUAUACUUCUAAAUUUUUACAUUUUUUUCUCAUUAAACUAUAAACUUUUCGUGGUUUUAAAUGUAUUCUUAAACUUUGACUAAAAUCAUAUUUAUGCCUUUUAAUUUUUUGUGCUUCCAAAUAUGACUCUUGAACUAUGUAAUAGCCCCGUUUGUUGCAACUUAAUUAAAGAAAUUAUAACUUCUAGUUUUUUAGAUUAUAGCUUCUAAAACUUAGAAUAAGUUGUGAACCUGUUUGCUGUAGCUUUUUAGAAGUUGUAGUUAAGUAGUUGUGGUGUUUAAUACCAUAAGCUGUAAAAUAACUUAUUUUUGUAUAAUUAUCCAUAAUACCCUUAGUAGUUAUAGAAUGAUAAUUUAAAAAUUAAUUAGUGUAUAUGUAUAAGUUUUAAAUGUUAUAAAAAAAUUAAUUAAAGUAUAGAGAGAGAGGAAGAUGGCGAGAGAGAGGAAGAGAUCUGAAAAUAAAGAUGGCGAUGGAGAAGAAAAACCCAUGAUUGCGUAGACAAUAGGGUAAUUAUUUGUUAAAAAUAAGGGCAAAAUUGUCAUAAAAAUGUAAUCAUUUAAGCAGAAGUUGCAAAAGCUGGGGUACCCCAGCUUUGAAAAAGCCAGUUUCUACCCCUUCUAAAAACUAAUAAAAGCUAUAAGUUAGAAUUCUAUAAGUUAAAACAAACACUACAUCCAAACUUUUUUGAAGUUAGAAGCUAAAAGUUACAACUUUUAAGCUGCAACAAACAUGCCCAAUAUCACUUAUUUAAAUAUUUGACCAGCAAGAGAUACGUACUCAUACUAAUGUGGUAGUUUUUUUAGCAUUUUCUCAACUCUCUUUUUUGCUUUGGUUAUGUCUUUUUUGGCUACGUCUCUUCUUUUUCUAAUAUUUCUUAUGUUUCCUCUGAUUGGACUACAUAAAUCAAUUGGAUUAGAUGGGUUAUCGGAGUUGAUGAUCAUCCAAUCAUUUGGGAGAAUCAAAGAUGGGGCCAAUCUGGAGAGGUAGCAUUUCUCGUAAAAAAACGCAAUUAAAGAAAAUGCAAAAGACUCUAGGGAGAAGAGAUUCAAUCAAAGAGAAGGAAAAAAUUAACGAUACGCUAAAGAGAAAUAGAGAGCUAGGAGAUGUUACUGGAGACAGAAAAAGAAUUGAGGAGACUUAGAAAACUGCUAUGCCAACACGUAUGCAUAUCACUUGCUGACCAAAUAUUUAAAUGAGUAAUUUUACACAAUUCAUUGACACAUUUAGAAUUACAAAAAGUUUAAAAUUUUACA